Messenger RNA from Laccaria bicolor S238N-H82, 1095 nucleotides. RefSeq lists its product as uncharacterized. Gene Ontology annotation, cellular component: cytoplasm. Gene Ontology annotation, molecular function: dimethylallyltranstransferase activity; (2E,6E)-farnesyl diphosphate synthase activity. Gene Ontology annotation, biological process: trans, trans-farnesyl diphosphate biosynthetic process. The record is from RefSeq and is a predicted model, not a curated record. The transcript is spliced from 4 exons. Lineage: Eukaryota; Fungi; Basidiomycota; Agaricomycetes; Agaricales; Hydnangiaceae. The coding region runs from base 1 to 1095 and encodes 364 amino acids.
AUGGCCGACAAAGCAGCUAGCAGGGCAAAGUUCGAAGGCGUCUUUGCCGCGAUUCGUGAGGAGCUAUUGCAGCAUUUCGCAGGGGAGGGGAUGCCAGUAGAAGCAGUGGAGUGGUAUCGCAAGAAUUUGGACUACAACGUCCCGGGCGGGAAGCUCAACCGUGGAAUAUCUGUCGUUGACACCGUCGAGAUUCUCAAAGGGAGCGCGUUGACUGAGGAUGAGUACUUCAAGGCGGCUGUGCUUGGCUGGUGCAUCGAACUCCUGCAAGCCUUCUUUUUGGUCUCCGACGACAUCAUGGACUCUUCCAUUACGCGUCGUUCCCAACCCUGCUGGUACCGCCUGCCUGAGAUUGGGAUGAUCGCCAUCAACGAUUCCUUCAUCCUUGAAGCUGCCAUUUACCAGCUCCUCAAGACCCACUUCCGCAGUGAAAAGUUCUACGUCGACCUGCUCGAGCUCUUCCACGAAACAACAUACCAAACGGAAAUGGGCCAGCUCGUAGACCUCAUCACCGCCCCAGAGGACCACGUCGAUUUGAAUAAAUUCUCUUUGGAUAGGCACCGCUCGAUCGUGAUCUACAAAACGGCAUACUACUCCUUCUAUCUCCCCGUCGCCUGCGCAUUGCACCUGCUCAACAUCCCCGAAUCCUACACCGCCUCUGGUGUCACGCAAAAGCCGUACGAAAUCUCCAAGUCGAUCCUCCUCCCUCUCGGGGAGUACUUCCAGAUCCAGGACGAUUUCCUCGAUUACUCGGCUCCCUCGGAACAACUCGGGAAAAUCGGCACGGAUAUCAUCGAUAACAAGUGCUCGUGGGUCAUCAAUACCGCGUUGUUACUCUGCUCCAAGCCUUCUACGCCUGGCGGCGCGGAGAUGAGGAAGGUUCUUGAUGAGAAUUAUGGGAGAAAGGAUGCGCAGUGCGAGGCGCGCGUUAAGAAGGUGUAUGAGACGUUGGAUAUUACCAAGGUUUAUGGGGAGUAUGAGGAACGGGUUGUUGGGGAGUUGAAGGCGAAGAUCGGCGGCAUUGUGGAGACUGAAGGCGGUUUGAAGCGGGAGGUGUUCGAGAGCUUCUUGGGUAAGAUUUAUAAGAGGAGCAAGUAA